Molecule: messenger RNA, 1739 nt
Organism: Sinocyclocheilus anshuiensis
Lineage: Eukaryota; Metazoa; Chordata; Actinopteri; Cypriniformes; Cyprinidae
Gene: qpct
Product: glutaminyl-peptide cyclotransferase
Exons: 7
Coding region: 57-1142 (361 amino acids)
Molecular function (GO): zinc ion binding; glutaminyl-peptide cyclotransferase activity
Source: RefSeq, a predicted model, not a curated record
ACGUGAUCCGAGUUGGCAGGAGUCUGGGAGAGCGUCGUGCGGACAGAACGGAGGAGAUGGCCGAACGACGCUGGACCACGGGUCUGCUGGCUUUGAUUGGCAUCCUAGCGGCACUGACGAGCUGCGACACUGUUCCGUGGCAGGAGGAAAAGCUGAAACAUGAAGCAACCACACUGAGCUCCAGUGAACUGAGCAGUGUUGUAUCUCGUACCGAUCUGGACCGGAUGUGGCAGAAAGACCUGAAGCCCAUGCUUGUUGUGCGCUAUCCUGGUUCAACUGGAAGCCAACACGUUCAGCAGCAUAUUAAAUCAACCCUCGGCUCGAUGAAAGCGGGAUGGGAAGUGACAGAGGAUGCCUUCUAUGCUCAUACGCCUUACGGCCAUCUUCCCUUUACCAACAUAAUUGCAACUCUCAACCCUGAGGCCAAACGUCAGUUGGUUCUGGCCUGCCACUUUGACUCCAAAUACUACCCUCCACAGUGGGACGGCCGUGAGUUUCUUGGAGCAACAGAUUCUGCUGUUCCCUGCUCUAUGAUUUUGGAACUGGCAAGAGCCCAAGAUGACGAACUAAAGACCCUGAAGGAUUCUGGGUCAGACGUGUCACUUCAGCUCCUCUUCUUUGAUGGAGAGGAGGCACUUUUCCAGUGGACCUCUGAAGACUCUCUGUACGGCUCCCGUCAUUUAGCCCACAAAAUGGCGACAACAGCACAUCCACCGGAAGCCACCAACACCAGCCAGCUCGACGGCAUUGAUUUGUUUGUUCUACUGGACUUGAUUGGAGGUUCAAAUCCUCGCUUCGGUAAUCAGUUCUCCAGUACGACCCGAUGGCUUUCAAGACUACAAAAUAUUGAGCGUCGGCUGCACGCGCUCGGUCACCUAGAGAAUCACCCUAAUGAGGUUCAGUACUUCUGGCCUGGCCUGCAUGUGGGGCUCAUUCUGGAUGACCACAUAUCAUUUCUCAACCAAGGGGUCCGGAUUCUUCAUCUUAUUUCGACUCCUUUUCCUGCGGUGUGGCACACCUUUGACGACAACGAGGAGAACCUGGAUCGAACCUCCAUCAGCAACCUCAACAAGAUCCUGCAGGUCUUUGUUCUUGAGUACCUCAACAAGAGAAGUCAGAACCCUAUCGCUGAAGGCUCCUAAUGUUCGCCUGUGUCAUUUCUCAAGCACAGGAGACAAUGGUGCGUUUGACAUUCCAAUUUAGCCAAUUUCACCAAUUACAUUUUUUAAACCAUUUUUAUCACACAAUAAAUUUUUGUCACACAUUUAGUAUUCAUUUGUCGAGAUUAUGUGAGUUCAUUGCUGCAUAAUGUAUGUCUGUGGACUGUUCAAAUUCAGAAGACAUUUAAGUGAUCCAGGAUCAGACUCAGUAUACAGGGUUCACUGUGUCGGCAACAGUGUUUUCUUUAUAUGCAUUGGCUUUCGAAGCUCUAUUCAUGCCCCAGGACAUAAAUACCUACAAAAUAAAGAUUGGUACUCAAUAUAUCUUUUUUUUGCUUGUUAUAUGAAUAAUAUAAUUUAUAAUAGCCUUAUACUUUGUAGCCUUUUUGACUUCAAAUGUAAACUGUUUUAUGAAAGAAUCAUACUGUUUUAUGAUGCUUGUGUGAUUCUGUAAGCUGCUGCUUGUCAUGUGUUCCUCACUGACCAGUGGGAUCUGAAAGCUUUUAUUGUAACUCUAAACGUGUAUCCAUUUUAAAUAGCUGUUCAUGAUGUGAAACAGCGAAUAAAUCGUUUACAAAG